UGUGCUCUGUUGCCUGGCAACAACAGGGUUACAGUUUGUAGAGGAAACCAGGAAGUGAUCAGAUCCAUGGGGAAGAAGAACAGUAAAGCGGUAAGGCCGACCAUCCCUUUAGGUGAAAUGUUUUCAGAAUAUGACUAUGACCUGGAUGAGGAUAAACUUGGAAUACCAACGGUCCCGGGCACGGUAACGCUAAAGAAAGACUCUCAAAAUGUGAUUGGAAUAAGCAUUGGUGGAGGGGCUCAGCAUUGCCCAUGCCUUUACAUUGUACAGGUAUUCGACAACACUCCGGCCUCAUUGGAUGGAACCAUCGCUGCUGGAGACGAAAUUACCGGUGUCAAUGGGAAAUCAGUUAAGGGGAAAACAAAAGUCGAGGUGGCCAAAAUGAUCCAGACUGUUAAGGAAGAAGUGACUAUUCACUACAACAAGUUGCAAGCCGAUCCGAAGCAGGGAAAAUCACUUGACAUUGUCCUGAAGAAAGUGAAGCAUCGCCUGGUGGAAAAUAUGAGUUCGGGCACAGCAGAUGCUCUUGGCUUAAGUCGUGCCAUCCUGUGCAAUGAUGGAUUGGUAAAGAGAUUGGAAGAACUGGAAAAAACUGCAGAAUUCUACAGAGGUAUGAUGGAACACACCAAACGUCUCUUAAGAGCCUUUUUUGAGCUCUCCCAGACACAUAGAGCAUUUGGAGAUGUGUUUUCCAUCAUUGGUGUCCGGGAGCCUCAGCCUGCGGCAAGUGAAGCAUUUGUUAAGUUUGCCGAUGCUCAUCGAAACAUUGAAAAAUUUGGAAUUACCCUUUUAAAGACAAUUAAACCUAUGCUGAAUGAUCUAAACACAUACCUUAACAAAGCUAUUCCCGACACAAAACUAACUAUCAAAAAAUAUCUGGAUGUUAAGUUUGAGUAUUUGUCCUACUGUCUGAAAGUGAAGGAAAUGGAUGACGAGGAGUACAGUAGCUUAGCUUUAGGAGAACCUUUGUAUCGUGUUAGUACAGGAAAUUAUGAGUACCGCUUGAUCUUGAGGUGUAGACAAGAAGCACGUGCACGGUUUGCUAAGAUGAGGAAAGAUGUCUUAGAAAAGAUAGAACUUCUGGACCAGAAACAUGUUCAAGAUAUAGUGUUCCAGCUCCAGCGUUUUGUUUCGGCCAUGUCUAAAUACGAUGACCAGUGCUACGAGGUUCUGAAGGAGGCCGAUAUUUUCCCAAUUGAAGUGGACUUGGCCCAUACUACCCUUGCUUAUGGCCAAAAUGAUUUAUACACAGAUGAAGAGGAAGACGUGGAAAAAAGAAAAGAGGAGGAGGAGGAGAAAGGGGAGAAACUGAUAGAUGAUGCAUAGCACAUGGAAAGAGGAUUGUAAUGUCUGAUGCUGCUUAUUGUGUAAUUUGUGUUCAAGAAAAAAAAUUUAAGGUUCUAAGUUAAAAUCUUUAUUUGUAAAACUCUAUUUGUUUGUAAAAGAAGAAUUUUACUAAAUGUUUCACACAUGGGGAAGAUGUAUCAAAACUAGAAGAAGAAUUGCUAAUGGCAAGAAACUAGACAUUCAGUGAAACUUCCCUAGAAGACGACUCUUUCACAACUAGAAAACUCGUUUGUUUUUCUGUGACCAAUUUUUCUCCCAUUAUGGUCUCUGGAAUCUGCACCUCUACGUUGAGACCACCUCCUUAUUGAAACAAAGUUUUCAGUGAGAACCCAUUUUAUAAGAUCCUAUGUUGAAGUGAAUUAUCUGGAUGCAGAUCCAAACUGGAGGAAGAGGGAGAUGACCUGGAAUGAGAUAGGGAGCCAUGCUAGGGAACGGGACUGAAAAUGGGAGAGGAUUCUAGUGACCAGGAGUUAGGGCCGGGCGGUAUGGCCAAAUACGGGUAUCGCAGUAUUUUUGUAACUUAUGAAGGUACCACGGUAUAUAACGGUAUCCCCCCCCAAAAUUAAUUAUUUGCCCAUCGGGGUAAAUACUCAUGUCACAUGCAUGCGCUGCCCUCCUCAUCCUCCUGUUUGUUGCGGCCGCCGGAGCUGACACUCUAUACCAGUGGUCUUCAAC
This is a messenger RNA of Hyla sarda, 2022 nucleotides long. RefSeq names its product protein interacting with PRKCA 1 (gene PICK1). Gene Ontology annotation, molecular function: phospholipid binding; protein kinase C binding; protein domain specific binding. The transcript has 13 exons. The coding region runs from base 67 to 1326 and encodes 419 amino acids. The record is from RefSeq and is a predicted model, not a curated record. Gene Ontology annotation, biological process: receptor clustering; dendritic spine maintenance; intracellular protein transport. Lineage: Eukaryota; Metazoa; Chordata; Amphibia; Anura; Hylidae. Gene Ontology annotation, cellular component: postsynaptic density; trans-Golgi network membrane; postsynaptic early endosome.